UAUUUGCGUUGCAUUCCUUACGCGAGCAUCCCGCGCCACCGAGCGAUCCCGGGCCGUACUGUGCGCGUUUCGCUUGUCCAAAUCGCCUGUGUCAUUGCGGGGUUUUAGUGAAAGUGUGCUGAAAAACAGGCGGUACAGCCAAAACACACGUUGUGGUGGUAUUGUACGGUGGUGCUGCCACUGCCACUGAUUGGCAAUCGGCAUUUUUCCGGUAAGCCGUUGUGUUUGGGCGUGUGUGUGUGAGGGUGUUUGUUUUGCGCGAAACAGGGCCAACAAUUGAAAGGAGCAAAAUUGAUCGAUGCAUCGUGCACCCUAUAUCCCCGUGCUGCACCGCGAGGCACCGUGAGUGACGGCGUGAAGCGUUCGCAUGCUUUAGUGUCUGGUGUCUGGCAUCGUCUGAUUCUGGUGUGAUACUAACCGAUCGAUGGGUGGCGAUGGAUCAAGGGCCAGAGCGUCAAGCUUGCUGAUGUGGUGUACGUAACACUGGUUUGUGCUUCAAGUUGCGUGUGUGCAUGUGUAACACAGUGUGAUAAAAAAGCAGGAUAAUAGAAGAAUGCGAGUGUUAUUGUUGAGCGCAAAGGCUGUUCGAAACUAAUCACCACUGAAGAAGAAUCCAGCUGCACCACAAUUUAAAAUCGUUCCAUGCAAUAAGACCAUGCAGGAAGCGUUCAGAAGUGAAGAAAAACCUCUUGCACCCAUCCACCCAAGGUGUUGAUCGUACCAUUGAGCAUUCGCCCUGAGCGGCCCUUUCCGCUGCGUGUGCGCCCUCGUGAAUAGGGACUCGUGAAAAAACAAAAGCUCCGAACGAGUGGGCGAGAGAGCAACAACGAAAAAAAAACGAGCUGGCACAAAAACCUGUAGCUGAUAAUUGCAUUUUAAUUAUCCAGUCCUUUCCUCGGACCGGAUCAUCCGAAAACAAAGUGGUCAGCGGCUGAUGGACGGCUCGUAGUGUGCGUGUUGCUUACGGUGGGUAAAUAAUCAAACGCGCGUGAGAGAGAAAGUGCGAGCUUUUAAUUGAUAACGCGAAGCUCCCCUUCGUGCACACGCAGUGGUGGUGGUGGUGGUGGUGGUAGUGUGCACAGCUGGCGAUGAUGCUGAUGAUGCCGGCGGAUGGUAAUUUGCGCGGUAGUAGUAGCAACAGCAGCAGCAGCAGCACAGCCGUGCCAGUAGUGGUGUGUCCGUUGCCCGCGUGCCGAAGGUAAGAAGCGUUUCCGUGCGUGCGUCGUCCGGUCGAUUCAUUAGGAAGUCAUAAAAUGAAGCGCCUGUGUGCAGGUUGACGAAAAGGAAGAAAAAAGCUCUCCGGAAGAUUGAGUGAAAAUACAGUGACGCGAUCUAACGCGGUGUGUGUUUGCGUGUGUGGUGUAGCGGUGUGCCGUGGCCCUGUUUUCAAUGUCGAUACGCGUCGAUAACUAGACGAGUGUGUGAAGUAAAAACGUGUGGAAGUGUGUUGGUGAGAGGUUUGAUCAUUUCCGCACAGCAAGUUGUGAAAUUGAGAGCUGCCAGUGUGACGCCGAUCUCUUGAGUAAGUGUUGAUAAUCGUUUAGCCUGGUCGUACGGCUCCUUGAAAGUGCAAGGCUAUUGACGGUUGCGGACUCGCUGAUCAAUAGAGCAUCUUUUUGUGCUGACAGCAUUUUGUAGUAGGCCGUGCAGUACUUGGAGUACUCUUCGUGCUUGCCUUCCAUUAGACCCGAUAGAGGGAAGCGAUCCAAAGUACCCCAGUAUCAAGACGAUUCCGGUACGACGAGCGGGUCAGACCGAGGGCGAUGGGCGCACUAAACACCGCCCGGUGGUGGCAUCAAGCACAUCCGGCUACAGCUAUUAGUGGAAUGAUGGUGGCUGCACGGUCCAGAUCGGCCGCCAGUGGUGGCAAAAACAGCGUCCACACCGACGGCAACGGUGGCACUAACGAGAUGGCGAAGCGCAAUGGCCGCCGAGCCAUCGUUACCGCAAAGUGCGCCGGCGACAAUGGCAGCAGCAGCAGCAGCAGCAGCAGCGGCGGCAGUGGCAUCAUCACGGCGGUCGCCGGCCAUCGAAGUCAACGAGGCGUAGUUAAUUGCUUUCUACGAUUUAUUUUCCUUCGCAACAUGUUCAUCCUCCUGGUCGUCAUCAGCGGGCUGCUAGUGUCAACGGCAGAUGCGGUCAUCUCCAGUCGUGGAAGCAGCGGCAGCAGCAGUAAGGGCAGCUCCCCGCCAAACAAUGGAUUGGUGCCGCGGUUUAUAUCUCGGGGUCACACCUACCGAGCCGUCGUCGGCGACACGCUGGUACUUCCGUGCGAGGUGGAAAAUUUAGGAACGCUCGUACUGCUGUGGCGACGAGGCUCGAAUGUGCUUACCGCUUCGCAGCUGAUGGUUACGCGUGACGAGCGGAUACGGCUUGUCAACGGGUAUAAUCUGGAGAUCUCCGAGCUGGAACCGCAAGACGCCGGUGACUACGUCUGUCAGAUCAGCGACAAGGUCAACAAGGACCAGGUGCACACGGUGGAAAUUCUCGUGCCACCGAGUGUGCGGGCCAUUCCACCGACCGGUCAGGUGACGGCACGCAAAGGAGGCGCCGUAACGCUCGAAUGUAAAGCGUCCGGUAAUCCGGUCCCAUCCAUCUACUGGACCAAGCGGACUGGAACGGGCAAAUCGGCUGCCAAGAUCGGCGAAGGGCCCGUACUGUCGCUCGAGCGCGUCGAACGUCAGCAGGCCGGUGUGUAUCAGUGCACCGCGGACAACAAUGUCGGCGAACCGGUCACCGUGGACAUGCGGCUGGAUGUGCUCUAUCCGCCCGACAUCAGUGUGGAAAAGUCGUGGAUCCAUUCGGGGGAGGGAUUCGAAGCGCAGCUCGAAUGUAUCGUGCAUGCUGAUCCGCAACCGACGGUCUCGUGGAAUCAGAACUCAUUUCCGCUGCAGCCAACCGACCGGCGUACGAUGUCGUCCAGGGGCAACCGGCACACGCUCACCAUACGCCACGUGCAGCAGGAAGACUUUGGCAACUACAGCUGCGUUGCGGACAACUCGCUGGGCCGUUCGAAGAAGUACAUGGAGGUUUCGGGGCGGCCAGGGCCGGCCGAUUUCCUGUCGCCGCCGUGGAGCCGCUCAACGGACAGCUUUAACCUGACCUGGAAAGUCGAGAGCUACCCACCGCUGCAGGAGGUCCGGCUGCUCUACCGGAAGCUGAUGAUGAACGAAACCUUCCAGCAGCCUGGCCGAUGGCACGACGUCAUCCUAACGCCCGCCCCCCGGCCCCCAUCGGAACCGUUGACGCACGUGAUGGCGUUCACACUGCGCGGGCUGCAGCACAGCUCGGUGUACGAGGCGAUCGUGCAGGCGAAAAAUCGCUACGGCUGGAACGAGGUGAGCGACAUCUUCCAGUUCUACACGCAGCGAAUAUCGUCCGACAUACACUCGGAGGAGAUGCAGGUCGCUAGCUCGACGUCGCGCUCCGGGGCCACCACGCUGCACCGGACCGCACCACCGGUCGGAACGGCCUGGACGCUGCUGACGCUACUGGCUACGCUCAUCCCUUGGCUGCUGCUGCACGGUGGCACGCUUGCCGAUCGCUCCAAGGUCAACUAAGGCAACUAAGCCGCGCCAGCAUUGGAUCAGCACCCGGAUGUGACCGAAGCAACCGACCCGUUCGCGAGCCGAUGUUUGCGGACACGUUAGACUGUAAGUUUUCUUUACCGAAUGGAGGACACCGGGGCAAGGAGGAAAAAACCGGGGCAAGGAGGACUGCUGCAUCCGGGAGAGUGCUGCGUUUCAACAAACCCCCUUCCCCGCUGCAGCCGUGUUCGAUCGUCAUCAGAACGUGCCAGCGCAGAAAAUGCUUCUUCAAUAUCCAGCCGUCAGCUUAAAUUGUAACGAGCCAUUCCAAAUCAUCCAACAUUCCAACGAGGGCUGGAGCGAAAGGACAGGUCCAGACACUCCCAAGACGCAUACCGAGCCGAUACAAUCGAUAAGACCUUGUACAGGCCUUGGCAGGCACGGUCGCGUGACGGGCAGACAAAAGUGGACCGUACUUUGAUAAUUAGCUAGAGGGCAAAACAGGCUGGCAAGGCAAACUAAAGCUUGUGUCUGUGUAUGAAAGCAGAAGGGAGGGGGAGGGGGGAUGAUGUAGCAAACGGACACCCAUACAUAUGCCAAAGAUUCGAUACAAAGCACACACGCACACACACACGCAGAGCAAUUUUCUGUGCGCUUUUGAACUUUUCCCCCGAUUCCUUCCCUGUUCGCGACCUCCUGCCUGAAAAGAACGGUCCUUUCAUUAUGUAUAGAUGUAUAUGUGUGUGUGUGCGUGUCAAACUUCGUACUAGUUUAGGAGAUCGAGGGGAAGGGCUCACCUUAGAAACUUUAGUGAUGCUUGCACAUUUGGUCACCGCCGGCCCGCCGUAACUCUCGUGUAUAUACUCGCAUACUCCUGCACACGAUGUCCUGUGGCGCUAGAGAUCCGCCACCAUCAUCUGCCACGCAUCUCAUUGAGCAUCACACACACACACACAACCGUGGAGGGCGCAUCAGAACCUCCUCCACAUAAGGGAACCGCCGGGCAGCAGAUGGAGGCCGGGAAUGUUCGGGAAAAUCGAAAACUUUUGCUUGUACCUUGUACUACCACCACCACCGCCGGUGGUCCACCUCGCUCGUGAAAUCAGAGCGAACAGGCUCGUGAUAGGUGACAGACAACGGCCAAACGCCGUGACACACGACACAGCGAACAAAGUUGUACGAGCAGCCUCGCCUGGCAUCAUUACUAAUGCAACAACGACAGGCAAAGAAUCGGCAACGACCGUGGUGUGGCGUGCUGGCAGUGGAAGGGUGCCGAUGCUUUGCCGAAUGUCUGGAUGCCGGGUUGUGUCCCCGGUGUCCCGUGUGUGUGUGCAGCUAAUGUUUAGAUAAAGUCUUAAGCAAAUUAAAAUCCAUUCGGCUGCGCGUUUCGUGUGUCGUGUGGCGCGCGUGUGCGCCAUAUGCUUUUCACGUUGUCAAAAGGACGAGCGAGAGAUUCGCUACAUCCUACCAACAACUCGUGUGCCCAAUCCAAACCCUCCCCGUACGGGUGUGAACGCCAGCACAUGAUACCACUUUUUGAACCCCUCGUACACGCGCGCUCACCCACUGUCUUUUGUAAAUACAUUUUAAACCAUUGUUUUGAUUAUCAAAAAGUCAACCUUUUGCCGUUCGGCGCCACGCUUCCCCCAGGAGGGGGGCCUCGUUUAACAAAAACGCCCACGGAACGUUUCAAUAAUGAGAUAUGACGAAGUUAUUACCCAUCGCACAUACACACAUGGCGAAGUAGGCGGAAUAUGGCGGAAUGGUUGUAGGGGAUCGCUGGAAACGCUCAUGCCGUCACCGUGGGCCGGGGAAAACUUUCCGAAAAUCGUUCCAUCGUUGCAUCUAUCUCUUUCUCUCCCUUUCUCUCUCUCUCUCUCUCACUCGGUCUCCGUUUCUCGGGAGGCAGUGCAGAAUCAAUUAAAAUGUGAAAAUAUACAAACACUCGAAACGAGCGAACUGCUGUGCUGCCUUUCCAACCAUUUUCCCAAUAUCGACUCAGCCUAUCGAGGCCCCUGGCACACACACACACACACACAAGCCAAACCAAGCCCACUCACACACCCACUUUGUUUUCUCUGUGCGCAAGUUUUGCCGCCACUGUACCCACAAGGCUUACAAGGACAACGAUGCGGAGCGGGCCCGAUCGUAGCCCGAGUUUGCCUAACGAUCACACCCUGCAGCUGUAGAGGUUGUUGUGCUACUGGUCGCCUGCUGUUUUGUUAGUAGACAAUUUGGCAAACUUUAUCAAACUUUGUCCAGCUCUCUGUCCCCCCCUCUCUUUUCUCUUCACUCCCAUUUGUUGCGCGUCCCAGCCUCUAACCAUCACAAAUCGAACGGGCCAAUCGAUUUGAAAAAAGGAAAUACUGUUCCAUAAAUUGCUCAGGCGCACAGCCGUGGGUUGGUGAGGGGUUCUAAAACGAAAUUAGUAUCUUUUCUCUACUAAAUUUCAAAACAAAAAGAGGAACCUUACCAUCCGAGAUGGUGAAUGGUCUCUUCUUCCCACCCUGAGGGGAUAUUUUUCGGUUUCGAUCAAGUGAGGACUUGCCUUCCAGCGCGGAUAGGAUUAGCGACGAUUCCGCUUGCGCCCUUUUUGACGGAGCGUUAUGCUUUUUGUCAACCGUCCACUGCUGACGUGCGUUUUGUCUCUCCCGGGGCUGCACAUUCUUUUGUGUGGUUUUUAACACUUCUACCCCCUCCUCGAAGCCCUGCCCCCUCCCUUGGCUUUCCCAAAGGGUCGGUUCGGUCCUUAAAAAGGAAAGUUCUCCUUUUUGAAAAGAAAAAUGUUGAGCGUUUUUCUUUCCCCUUGCGUGUUGUUUUUUUCCUCGCAUACUUUUAAUCCAUCUGUAUGCGCGUGUUGGUGUGUGUGUGUGUGUGUGUGUGUGUGUGUGUGUGUGUGUGUGUGUGUGUGUGUGUGUGUCAGAUCCAUCCUUCCGUUUUACACUUCACGUUUCUUGUCGCACGAUAAUCGGGGCUUGAUCCAUGCGGCCAGAAUCCAACACGUCAAUGCGGUCGGCUUCUGUGUGUGGUGCGGUGCGGUGCGGCGGUGGUGUGUUAAAAGUUUUUCGGCCCGGUCCAUAAAACAUCCGGGCCCAACAUUAUCUUACGUCCGCAUCCGGCAGCGCGGCGGGACACACGGAGGCGCACACUGGCAGGAAAGCUCUCGCCCAAUGCCAAGAAAUGUUCGGGUAACCCCUUUUCUUUUCAUAAAGAAUCUGGGGAACCAAAGCGACCAAACAAAAAAAAACCCUCCCGGAAACGUGUUGUCACACAGCGCUCGAGGUGACAUUCAUUCAGUGGGCCAAACUGGAGCCACAAUGAGAAGAGCAGCAUUAAAGCACACAAAAAAAAAAACAAAAAAAGAGAUGAAGAGAAGGAAGGAAGGAGAGAAGAAAGUCGGGGGAAAGGGAACUGCAGCAGUGUCGCGCACUUUUGAUGCACUCAACCGUGAAUAAGCCCUGGGUUGCCGUCGCCGCCGGCCAUGAUGAAUGGGUUUUGCUGGUGAUGGGUUUCAGUUUUUGGGAUGCGCCAACUUUUCUUUCCACAAAAACCCCUUUCCCCCUCCCCAUGGGUUUCGGUGGCAGCGCCACGAGGAGCAGCAGUCGGACGGCAAAGCAAAGCAUCUUUUGGGCCAAAAUUUAAACCGACCUCUCAAUCAAAACGGCUCAAUUAAAUGCGACAGCAAAAGAGCGGUUGGUCUAGAUUGCAUGUUCAUCCACAUCCCCCCUCGGUAAAUGCCCCCUCCCCCCCUACGUUUACCAUUAUAAUUGCUCAAAGAAAAACCGAAACUAAGCCCUGUGGUCCCACUCGAAAGCAUCAUUCCAUUUCAGCCGAGUAGAACAAUUAAGAAUCGGAUCGUGUUGGGAAAUGUGGCCCCAAACGCCCCAAACGCCCCAUUGUACAUUGCCUAUAGCAGCACAGUUGUCGCGCUCUGCAACAACUCGCGAUCUCAUUCAGUAAGUAUGUGUGUGUGUGUGUGUCUGUGUUUAAUAGUUAAAGCUCUAGGAUCACCGUCAAUCGGUGUGUGUGUGUCAGCGUCCGCGUGACACGCACCGUGCACCUUGUAAAUAGCACACGAAAAAUAUACAUACGUACAUCUAUAUUUACUCGCAACAACAACAAAAAAGUCCCCCAAAAAUACACACAAAAUUACUUUCGAGGCACAGGUAGGACAUUAAGCAUUUACAAAACCCCGCUCACACAGACAAACUGUGCUCAUUCACCACACCGAACACAUUGUCGCGAAGGUGAAGCUGAAGCAGACACCAGCAACAGCAACAACAUCAACCAAAAUGAGAUGCAAUUCCUUUGCUCAGUGAGGUGUGAAGUAUGAAGUAGCAAAGUAAGAAGUCACACGGUUUUCCCGCGCUCUUUCACUCUCAUUGGUGGCACCUUACUUUUGCUGUGAAUGGUUCAUACAGUUCAGGCACCCAUACACACUUAUCUAUCUUCUCAUGAUACAAUUUUUAACACAGCACGCCACAUCAACGUGGAAUGCGUUGAAUGAAAGUGAAAGUGAACAAAAAAGAAACAAACAAACAAACAGAAAAAAAACAGUAGUAUAAAGCUCCAAGACAAACAAAGUUAAAGAAGAGGCUUUGGUCGUGUCUAGCAAAAGCAAAACGCGUAUAGCACUAGGUGUGCUUUCGAAAAUGUAAGCCAAAAUUAAAUGAAAGAAGACAGCAACAGCAACACGAAACGCUACUGUAAACCAGAACAAAAAUCGAAAGCAAACUAAUGAAAGCAAAAACCAAAACAUCAAAAGAGGAAAAUGUGUCGUGGCGCGCCCCUCCGGCAUUACCCGGGAGGUGGGGCAAGGGGCAAGAUUUGAAAUGAAGACUUUUUAUAUAUUUAAGUAUUAUAUUAUAUGUGAAUGUACCUAGCAGCGAGCAGCAUGUAAAUCGUAAGGGCACCCUUAUACGGUAAGUACCACUAAAAACCUACACACUACUAUUACUUGAUCGAAAAUAGGGCGAGCAAUGCAAAGUUAAAGAAGAAAAAAAAACAGACAGAGAGAGAAAGAGAGCUAGAGAGAGAACAAGGAAACUAAAAAAAAGAAAACAAAACACUAGCAAAACACACACAACAAGCGCAGGAGGAGCUGGCUAGUUGCAACUGCUGCAGCAGCAGCAAAACUAGUAGAAUCAAUUGAAGCCGAUUCGGAGCAGCAUCGAAGGGGCAGGCUAAGGUGGAGUGAAUGCCGCCUAAAAACACAUAACACAAGGCGGUACAUAUUUAGAUGUUAGCGUAAAGAUAACAUUUCAGAGAGGAAGAGAAAAGAAGAAAAAACAAAAACCAUCCCCCAUACCGAGAAAAGCACAGCAGGCAAGAAGUCACAGGCAUGAGGCAUAGAGCCUACACGACAAAACACACACACACACAGAUUAGUUACUUUAAUGAUGAUUGAUGCCAGCCAGGUGGAAAAAUAUGGAGUAAAUUAAAUAUUGACUUUAAUGGUAAAUGAAACGCACGAAGCCGCCCGCCCUGCCGGGUUUCCGGUGUCCGGUGGUGAAGAAAAAAAAAAGAAAAAAGAAACAAACAAACAAAA
Molecule: messenger RNA, 9075 nt
Organism: Anopheles merus
Lineage: Eukaryota; Metazoa; Arthropoda; Insecta; Diptera; Culicidae
Product: limbic system-associated membrane protein
Exons: 11
Coding region: 1764-3560 (598 amino acids)
Biological process (GO): synapse organization; homophilic cell-cell adhesion
Cellular component (GO): axon; neuronal cell body; plasma membrane
Molecular function (GO): axon guidance receptor activity; protein binding
Source: RefSeq, a predicted model, not a curated record